Messenger RNA from Nicotiana tabacum (common tobacco), 3191 nucleotides. RefSeq names its product beta-galactosidase-like. The record is from RefSeq and is a predicted model, not a curated record. Gene Ontology annotation, biological process: carbohydrate metabolic process. Gene Ontology annotation, molecular function: carbohydrate binding; hydrolase activity, hydrolyzing O-glycosyl compounds. NCBI's taxonomy places the organism in Eukaryota, Viridiplantae, Streptophyta, Magnoliopsida, Solanales, Solanaceae.
AUAAGUAUCUUCUCAUUUUUUUAGUUCUCAAAAGUAGCAAUAGAGAGAAGAGCAUACAUACAGAAGAGUGAUUCUCUUCUUCUUUUUUUUCUCUUCCUCUCUUUCACUCAUUGUAUGUUGUGCCAUUCCUUAGCCAGCUCCUGUUUUUUCCUUCUUUUUUUCCUUCUAAUUUUUCCCUCUAUGUUGAAGCCAAUAAAGCCAAGUUACUGAACGUAAAAAGGAUCGAUUUUUCUAUUGAGAAAUUCAUUUUGGUACAGGGGUUAAAUUUGGAAAAUGCAGAGUAUCAGUGUGUUACUGCUGCUGUCUUUGUUUUUCUUUUCAUUGUUUUGCUCCUCUGUUAGAGCCACUGUUUCAUAUGAUGACAGAGCUAUAAUCAUCAAUGGGAAAAGAAGGAUUCUUAUUUCUGGUUCAAUUCAUUACCCAAGAAGCACUCCCGAGAUGUGGCCUGAUCUUAUUCAAAAGGCUAAAGAUGGAGGCUUAGAUAUUAUAGAGACUUAUGUAUUCUGGAAUGGGCAUGAACUCUCUCCAGGAAAAUUUAAAUUUGAGGGGAGGUAUGAUCUGGUUAAAUUUAUCAAAUUGGUACAACAAGCAGGCCUCUAUAUUAAUCUCCGCAUUGGGCCUUACAUUUGUGGAGAAUGGAAUUUUGGGGGAUUUCCUGUUUGGUUAAAAUAUGUACCUGGUAUGGAGUUUAGAGCAGACAAUCACCCUUUCAAGUUAGCAAUGCAAGGAUUUGUUCAAAGAAUUGUCAACAUGAUGAAGUCAGAAAAUUUGUUUGAACCUCAAGGUGGACCAAUUAUUUUGGCACAGAUAGAAAAUGAGUAUGGACCAAUUGAGUGGGAAGUUGGUAGUCCUGGUAAAGCUUAUACAAAAUGGGCAGCUGAAAUGGCUGUGAGUUUAGACAUUGGAGUCCCAUGGAUCAUGUGUAAGCAAGAGGAUGCCCCUGAUCCUGUGAUUGAUACUUGCAAUGGCUUCUACUGCGAAGAUUUCAGUCCUAAUAAGCCCUACAAACCUAAAAUGUGGACAGAAGUCUGGACUGCCUGGUAUACGAAAUUCGGUGGUCCAGUUCCUCGUAGACCAGCUGAAGAUUUGGCUUUUUCAGUUGCAAGGUUUAUUCAGAACAAUGGCUCAUUCUUCAAUUACUACAUGUACCAUGGGGGAACAAAUUUUGGUAGGACAACUUCAGCACUUUUCAUUGCCACUAGCUAUGAUUACGAUGCUCCGCUAGAUGAAUAUGGGCUGUUGAAUGAACCAAAGUAUGGGCACUUGAGGGAUUUGCAUAAAGCUAUCAAGCUAUCUGAACCAGCUUUAGUUUCCUCAUAUCCCACAGUCAAUUGGCUUGGAAAGAAUCAAGAGGCUCAUGUCUUUAGAUCAAAAUCCGGGGAUUGUUCUGCGUUCCUAUCCAACUAUGACACUAAAUAUUCAGUUAAAGUCACCUUUCAGAAUAUCCAGUAUGACCUGCCUCCAUGGUCCAUCAGCAUUCUUCCUGAUUGCAAAACUGCUGUUUACAACACCGCUAGGAUUAGCUCCCAAAGCUCACAGAUGAUGAUGGCACCUGUAAUUGGCAGCUUAUCUUGGCAGUCAUACAAUGAAGAAACUCCAUCUGCUGAAGAAAGCGACACGCUUUCAGCCAAUGGACUACUGGAGCAAAUAAAUAUUACUAGAGAUUCCUCAGACUAUCUGUGGUACAUGACAGAUGUAAACGUAGGGUCUGAUGAAGGAUUUCUAAAGAAUGGAAAGGACCCUUUUCUCACUGUUAUGUCUGCUGGCCAUGCUAUGCAUGUCUUCAUCAAUGGCCAACAAUCAGGAACUGUUUAUGGGGGAUUAGAUAAUCCAAAACUGACAUAUAGUGGCAAUGUGAAACUAAGAGCCGGUACUAACAAGAUUUCUUUGCUCAGUGUUGCUGUUGGUCUCCCGAAUGUUGGUUUGCACUUUGAGACAUGGAAUACUGGAGUUCUUGGUCCAGUUACAUUGAGUGGUCUCAAUGAGGGGACAAGAGACUUGACAAUACAAAGAUGGUCUUACAAGGUUGGUCUAAAAGGUGAAUCAUUAAGUUUUCAUACCUCAAGUGGAGGUUCCUCUGUUGAAUGGGUUGAAGGUUCACUUUUGGCUCAAAGGCAGCCCCUCACUUGGUACAAGGCUACAUUUGAUGCACCUGAAGGAAAUGAUCCAGUGGCGCUAGACAUGGUAAGUAUGGGAAAAGGUCAAAUAUGGGUCAAUGGUGAAGGUGUAGGCCGCCACUGGCCUGGAUACAUAGCAAAGGGCCACUGUGGGGAAUGCAAUUAUGCUGGAGAUUACACUGAAAAGAAAUGUCAGACAAACUGUGGACAGCCUUCUCAAAGAUGGUAUCAUGUCCCAAGAUCAUGGUUGAAACCAAGUGGAAAUCUGUUGGUAGUUUUUGAAGAAUGGGGUGGUGUUCCAACCAGAAUUUCUUUGGUUAGAAGAGCAACUGCCAGUGUUUGUGCUGAUAUUGUUGAUGGACAGCCAACUCUAAAAAACUGGCGAAUGGUGAGCUCUGGAAAAUCUGGUAAUGUGCGUCGGAAAGCUCACUUGUGUUGUCCAGAUGGGAAGAAAAUCUCAAAAAUACAGUUUGCUAGUUACGGAGUGCCACAAGGAACUUGUGGAAACUUCCGCGAGGGUACCUGCCAUGCUCACAAGUCAUAUGAUGCAUUUGAGAAGAAUUGCAUUGGACGGCAAUCUUGUUCAGUAAAUGUUGUGCCUAAAGUUUUUGGAGGAGAUCCGUGUCCAAAUACUUCAAAGAAGCUAUCCGUGGAAGCUAUUUGUAGAUGAGAUUAUUUAAGGGAGUUGGAUACAAAGUGAAACCAAAAUCAAUUCAUUAUAAAUGCAGAAAUACGUGAUUACAUGAAUAUCGUUUUCAGAAAAAUUUUCCUUGCUUCUCUGCACAAGGGCUGCUGAUUCGGUUAUUGGAUUUGAAGAAAUUGUACAGCAUCUCGAUCCCAUAGGCCAGUAUAAUUUUGAAUUUAGAUAAGCUUCAUGUAUGGAUAUAUAACUACAAUUCAUUGAUCCAGGCCACCAUUCCUCCAAAUGGUUGAAAACCUGGAAUAGAAAGGGAUUACAUAUAAACUGUGUUUAUGAAAUAACCAGGGAGCCAAUUUUCAUUUAUACUUGUAAUAAUCUCACUGUGUAACAGUUAUUUGAAAAAAUUCUAUAAAGGCAUUGCAACGUUUUUUGCA